Penicillium daleae is the source of this 2898-nucleotide messenger RNA. RefSeq names its product leucine--tRNA ligase NAM2. Gene Ontology annotation, molecular function: ATP binding; aminoacyl-tRNA deacylase activity; leucine-tRNA ligase activity. Gene Ontology annotation, cellular component: mitochondrion. Gene Ontology annotation, biological process: leucyl-tRNA aminoacylation; mitochondrial translation. The record is from RefSeq and is a predicted model, not a curated record. The coding region runs from base 1 to 2898 and encodes 965 amino acids. NCBI's taxonomy places the organism in Eukaryota, Fungi, Ascomycota, Eurotiomycetes, Eurotiales, Aspergillaceae. The transcript has 3 exons.
AUGCGAAACCUCCACCCUAUCCAAUUGACGCCUUUUAUCGCGCACCCUUGGCGAUACGUGCGGCCUGGCGUCCGAUCACCCGCGCGUUACCUCCGGCCACCCACGCACUCCCUUCCUUCCAAUCGUCUCCUCCGCCUGCUAGCGACUGCGUCCAUUCCUCGAAAACUCGAUCUUCCGGCUCUAGAUAAGAAAUGGCAAGCGAAAUGGCAGUCCGCGGGCGCGUCGUCGCGACCGGUGGCAGAGAUGAGCUCGGAGCCCAAGCCCAAGUCCUACGUCCUGUCAAUGUUCCCCUACCCGUCUGGUACGCUGCACAUGGGCCAUCUUCGAGUAUACACGAUAUCUGAUGUGAUAUCACGGUAUUACAAGAUGCGCGGCCAUGAUGUACUGCAUCCCAUGGGGUGGGAUGCGUUCGGAUUGCCGGCGGAAAAUGCGGCGAUCGAGCGAGGCGUGGAUCCGGCGGUAUGGACGGAGCAGAAUAUUGCGAAGAUGAAGGAGCAGUUGAGGCGUAUCUCUGCUUCGUUUGAUUGGGAUAGAGAACUGGCGACCUGCGCACCCGAAUUCUACGAGCACACACAGCGGAUUUUUUUGAUGCUAUACGAGAAAAGGUUGGCAUAUCAGGCCGAGGCUCUGGUCAACUACGACCCCGUUGACAAGACGGUGCUGGCAAACGAACAGGUGGACGCGAACGGCUUCUCAUGGCGAUCGGGCGCGAAGGUUGAAAAGCUGAACCUCAAGCAGUGGUUCUUCCGUAUCACUGAGUUCAAGGAAGCUCUGCUAAAGGAUCUCGACUCGCUCUCGGGGGCUGGCCCGAGCGUGUCUUAUGGCCAGGAAGUCAAUGUGAACGUUUUUACUACCCGCCCGGAUACUCUGUAUGGUGUUGAGUACCUCGCGCUGUCGCUGGACCAUCCCAUUGUUGUAAAGGCUGCUGAGAAGGAUGCAGCGCUUCGAAAAUUCUUGGACGAAGCCUCCUCGCUGCCAGCUGAUUCAAAGGCUGGUUAUCGCCUAAAUGAUGUGUUCGCAUCUCAUCCUUUGCGGAUGAUUGACAAUGAGAGCCCGCACAUACAAAGGAAGCUGCCCAUCUUCGUGGCACCGUAUGUCUUGAGUGACUAUGGCGCGGGGGCUGUGAUGGCUGUCCCUGGCCACGACAACAGAGACAUGGCCUUUUUCAAAGAAAAUGUCAACCCCGAGUACAUCCCUGUUGUCAUCGAACCAGAGUCUCCAGACAAUGCAACAAACGAUAGCAUCAUAUCAGCAAAGGACGCCAAAGCUUUCACUCAAGAUGGUUUCUUGACUUCGCGUUGCGGAAAAUACCAAGGUCUACACUCCAAAGAGGCUGCAAAGCAGAUCGUGGCAGACCUGGAAAAGGUUGGACAAGCUAAAUUCGUCGAGACUUGGCGACUGCGAGACUGGCUGAUCAGCCGGCAGAGAUACUGGGGAGCUCCUAUCCCGAUCAUCCACUGUGGUGAUUGUGGCUCCGUUCCAGUACCGGCGAAAGACCUGCCCGUCAAGCUUCCUAAGAUUGAAGGAGAGUGGCUGAAGGGCAAGAAAGGCAAUCCACUUGAAUCGUCCGAGGAAUGGCUUCACACUAAUUGUCCCAACUGCGGCGGUCCUGCAAAGCGCGACACAGAUACUAUGGAUACCUUUGUAGACUCGUCCUGGUACUAUUUGCGCUUCCUGGAUUCCGCGAACAAGGAUGCUCCAUUCUCACCUUCCAUUGUGCGGCCUGUGGAUGUGUAUAUUGGUGGCGUGGAGCAUGCUAUCUUGCAUCUGCUCUACGCUCGAUUCAUUUACAAGUUCCUUGCUCAGUCUGAGCUGUUCCCAGCAAUCUCGCACUCUGAUCAAGCCCCGGCCGAGCCUUUCAAGACUCUUCUCUCCCAAGGCAUGGUUCACGGGAAGACCUUUACGGAGCCUUCCACUGGUCGAUUCUUGCUCCCCACAGAGGUGGACCUGUCUAACCCUGACAAGCCAUUGAUCAAGGGCACCAAAAUCACACCCAAUGUGUCUUUUGAGAAAAUGUCAAAGAGCAAGUACAAUGGUGUUGACCCGACUGUUUGUGCGACUAAGUACGGCGCCGAUGCCACACGUGCUCACAUUCUCUUCUCUGCGCCCGUCAGUGAGGUCCUGGAGUGGGACGAAACCAAGAUUGUCGGUGUAGAGCGUUGGUUCGGUCGACUGUGGAAGCUCGUCCACGACGCUCAGCAAACCCUCACUGACGCAUCCUUCGCGAUCAAUGCGGCUGAUCUGGACACCUCGCACGGUCAUGUUGUCUCCCUUCGUCCUUCACUCCAGGACUUGAGUGACUCCGACGCAGACGCAGUCCUGGCAACGCAUAACAUCGUAUCAUCCGUGACAUCGUGCAUUGAGACAAACCCCUACGGUCUAAAUACCGUCAUCUCAGACCUAAUCAAACUGACUAACGCCCUAUCAUCGGCCCCACCUUCCUCCUCACUCGCCCUCUACCUAUCAAUCUCAUCUCUCCUCCGCCUCCUCUCACCCAUCGCACCAGCCCUUGCCUCCGAAUCCUGGGAGAUCCUCCACAAAGCCCUCGUGAAGAACAUCGACCCCCCAACUGAAAUCCCAUCAAUUCAUUCCGCCCCAUGGCCUACACCCCUCCUCACUCCAGACCAAGCAGAAGCCCUCUCCGCCCGCGGCGGCCAAACAGUCGCAGUCCAGAUUAACGGCAAACUGCGCUGCGCCGUGACUAUCCCGCGCAUGGACUCAUCGGCGACUUCUGCUUCCACGGGUAAAGCCCCGCCGCAGGAAGAGCAAGACUGGAUUAUUAGUCGGGUUCUGGAAACGGCCGAGGGCAAAUUGUGGCUGCAGGAGAAGAAUGACUGGGAGAAGAGGAGGAGGGUUAUUGUUGUUAAGGGAGGGAAGCUGGUGAAUGUUGUGUUUUAG